Molecule: messenger RNA, 1920 nt
Organism: Verticillium nonalfalfae
Lineage: Eukaryota; Fungi; Ascomycota; Sordariomycetes; Glomerellales; Plectosphaerellaceae
Exons: 3
Coding region: 1-1920 (639 amino acids)
Source: RefSeq, a predicted model, not a curated record
AUGACAGAAGCGUCUAUCGACGCCAAAGGGCCGGUGGACCCCCAAACACCCCAGUCCAGCACCAACACAAAUGUUUCAAUUUUGGAUAACAUCAGGGCAUCAUUGAAGCGAAAGGAUGAUACCUCAAGAUUCGUCGGGUUGACGAUGCUCAGAUCAUUUCUCGACUCUUCCUCAGAGCUCAAAGACGACGAAGCAGUUAUCUUAUCACUAUGGGACGCAAUAUCCCCUAAGUUCCUUGAUCGUCUCCUCAAGUCAAAGGGUGGUCAGAAUGACCAGCAGUCCACGCUCGACCUGGGCGUGCUGGUCAUUCACAAAUUUACACAGCUGCUCCCUGCAGAAUCGAAGCGAGACAAAAAACUGGUCGGCAGGAUACCGGUCCUGGUUGCUACGGUUUUGCGCAGUUCUGAGGAAACGACGCAGCUCAUUAUCCAGACUCUGCUCGAGCUCGUGGCCUUCUCAGAAGGCGCCAAUUCUUUCAUAGCCAUAGAAGAUCCCAGCCCCUUGAUCGAGAUUGCCCCCAGUCAGCCACUUGCUCUCGAAGUCUUCGACUUGGCGUGGAUCAAUUGCAUGGCAGGGAGUACGGACCGAACAUCUUUACGGCCAGUCAUCGAUGAAAGUAUUAAGGGUCUUGUAUCAUCAUUCAAGGGUACUGAUGGCGUGACUCUUCUGCGCUUCCUGGGCAACCUCCUCAGGAGGUCUCAUCCCGAAGGCCUUCCGCUCAAUCCUACUUGGAUUAAGCCGAUUGUGAAUUAUACCCGAGAUCUACUCACAAAUAAACCGAAUCCUGAGGCCAGGAAUUCAUAUACGCUAGUCUCUGCCUCGCUGCUUGAGGUGUACCCUACUGAGGCGUCACGCCUCCUUUUCACAAAUGAUAUCAAGGCGGACCGACCCUUCGCCUACCUCUUUAUCACUCUCGUGCUCACAGAAAUCCGAGCAGUGACACCUCGACUUCUCUCGCUCCUCAAUGACCCCAGCUAUCCGGACACUGCCAAAAGACUAGGAUCCGCCUUUGAUAUCAUUACCCACUUCGUUGGCUAUCUGAUCAGAGCCAUGGAUGCCACGGCCGACGGCGAGGACGAUCCAUCUCUCAUGCCGGCGGAGUACCUGCUCAAACUGCGCACAAGUAUCUCCGAAACCAUGUCUCUGGCCAUCGAGUUCCUCCGCGAUCGGUAUGAUGCUUCCGUUGCCGGCGCGAUGGGUCUGCAUCCCGAUGCUCGCCCGAACGCUCCGGACCAGUGGCAAGACACACUGCCCAUCACCUGGGAUUCUUCCAAGGACGUCAUCGACAACGAUCCGCUCAUCCUCGCAGAAAUCCGUGCCCUCGCCAUCUGGCUCCGCGAAGACGACAACAAACUUUUGCGCAAAGAGGCUGCCGGCCUGACGGACAUGUUCAUGGACCUCUACCAGGCCAGCGCCCCCGAGAGGCUCGACUUUCGAUCUCCCAUCCUCGUCGCGCUGGAGGGUGUCGUUUUCGAGAACAAGGGCGUCGACGCCUUCGGGGCGAACGGCGGGUGGAAGAUUCUCAGCCACGAUCUCGUCAAGAUACUGCAGGGCGUCCCUUCUGCGCGGGACGACCGAGAAUCGUCUCGUGGCAUGGAGAUCGUACGCAUUCUGCUCCACUUUUCCGAGGCGGAAGAAAACGGCACGGAGGAAGACUGGAUGGGCCUGGUCACGGCGAUCGCAGCGUGGGCGCCUCCUGAUGGAGCGCAGCCGCUCGUGGACCAGGAGAUGCAGGCGGCAGUGUUGCAACUGGCCACUUCGCUGCUGACGAACGCGCAUGAGGGUAUGCAGAAGCGCUACGUUCACUCGACGGCUGCCAUUGUCGAGAUUGCGCGUCACUUGAGGGACCAGGUUGAUGAGGGAGAUGGGUCUCUGAGAGAAUCACUGGAUGAUGUGGUAGUCACGCUAGAGUCGCUAUGA